This is a messenger RNA of Nicotiana tabacum (common tobacco), 2757 nucleotides long. The record is from RefSeq and is a predicted model, not a curated record. NCBI's taxonomy places the organism in Eukaryota, Viridiplantae, Streptophyta, Magnoliopsida, Solanales, Solanaceae.
CCCCUUUUAAGCCACUCAUUACAUUUUGUAGUUCUUUUAAACUUUUAGCAAAUAUAGCCUCCCGCAUCAACAAGCGGUGAAUAAACCUAUAGAUCACUACCCUUUCUUCUCCAAACUCUAUUCUCUAUUUUCCUUCUUCUUCAUCUUCCUCCUCCUCAUCCUCCUCUUCGUUUAAUAUAAGCUUAUUCUCAAGUUGGAUAUGUAUUGUUCAUAUAUCCUCUUCAUAGAUUCACCUAUCCUCUUCAUACAAAGGUCUUUGGUCUUGCAUAAGAACCUCACCUAUACCUAUCUCGAAGCAUUAGACUCAACCUUAAAGGUAUUCUCAAGGAAGUUGCAACAAAGGAGUCGAAUUGAGCAUUUGUUUCAAAGUCUUAAAGGCUCCUUCUUGUUCUUGCUCCCAUAUAAAACCCUUAUCUUUCUUAAUCACCCCGAUCAGAUGAUUAGCCGUUGUGUUAAAUCCCUUCACAAACCUCCUAUCGAAACUUGCUAAACCCAGAAAGCUCCUAACCUCUUAAACACUCUUAAGGAUUGACCAAUUUAUUAUAGCCUUCACCUUAGUUAGCUUCUAUGCCCAUCCCACGUACUACAAACCUUAACACAACCCUUGAAAGCCUUAGUACUUCAUUCUCACCUUGAAAGCUUUUGAAGCCCCUAAAUCUGCAUCCUUCCCUCCGAUGCAUUAAAAGGGACAGGAUUCAUGUAGCCAAUCAUUUAUUAAAAUAAAUUGAUAAGCUUGACGCAAAAGCCGAAAAAUAAAUAAUAGUAACUUGGUCCGGGGCAUUUAACAUUUCACCGGGUCAUGCUAAUUCCAUACUGAGAAGCAUGUGCCCAUCACUCCAGCAAUGGCGUCGAAGAUGACCUACAAUAAUCAGGCAAUCUCUUCAAAUCCGCUUGAAUUAGGAUCUACGGAUCAAUUCAUAUAGAAUGUCCAUAAAAUUGGGAGUUGAAUUAGUUAAUAGACUGUACCAACUUCUGUAUCUCAAAGUUAAUAACUAAUGGAAGAGAUAAGUUGGUAAAGAAAGAAACUGUAACAGUACCUUCUGCAUAAAAUCAUGUUGUAGUGUUCUGAUAGUGCUGAUUAUUGCUGAGUAUUUGUGAAAGUGAAACCUUGGAGCUCCGAGUUCAUAGCACUUAUUCUAUUGGUAAGCUCCUAUGGAGGCUAUUUGUUCAGGAGGCUGCUUUUGGCGCUAUUCUGAUGGGGGAUAACUUUAAUAUAGGAAAGAAGUCUAUGUCAAUUGGUUUGUCGUGAUUGGAGGCUGAUUGCUGAGAAUUACCUCUUUAUUGUGUUGUGAUCUAACACAGGGUUUGUUGCAGUUCUGACAUUGACCGUCUUCAGUUACUCAAUAGCUAUAUCGGUGAAAUAUAUAUUUUUCACCUCAUUGCAUUGUGAUUAGAUAGGGGAUUUGUUGCAUUGAGGGGCACCAAUUGGUUAAUAUCAUACAUAGUUCAGCUCACAUUUGUGCAAGAAUUGCUUGAAGAACAAUGGAAUCUGAUUUCCACGUGCUUAUUUUGGUGCUUUUGAUGGAAAUGAAUCUCACAGCCUUUUAAAGGAAUUUAACUCUCAUUUGCAGUCCAUAUUUUGCAUGCUUUGUUCUGGUGGGGUAGAAAUCUAGACCAGAUCAGGAGAAGUUGUACGAUGUUGGAGCCUCUUGAUAUGGUUUUUGUUAGCUAUUAAUGAACGAUGGCGUGCUUUCAUCUUAGGCCUCUUUAUCCCUAAGCCGGCGUACAUUAAACUAUUUCCAUGGAAUUGUCUCGAGUUUUCAGAAAAUUCUGACAAGGCUAGCUUUAUAAGUGAGAUGAUAUGUGUAUUAGUGUGCUAAUAUUCAUAUAUUGUUGUUAGAUUUACACGGUUUUACAGAUCUGUUAUUUUUCUCAUUUGACUGAGAACAUGCUUUAUGGAAGGCCGAUAAACUUGAUACUCCCUCCGUUUCAAUUUAUGUGAACUAGUUUGGCUCGGUAUGGAGUUUAUGAAAGAAGGAAGACUUUUGAAGCUUGUGGUGUUAAAACCUUAAAGGUGGAGGAUGGAUGAAGUAGAGAGAAGAGAAUUCGCUGGGAAAAAGGCCAAACUUGCUGCUGCAGAACUUGCAAAAUUAUCAAGACGAGUAUGUGAUAGUCGGGCUGGAAACUCAUUUACGUCAUACAUUACUGCAAAGGUCCUUGACAACAUCCAGUUGUCCAUCAGAAAUGUUCAUAUUCUUUAUCGUGACAUGCUGACCUCUUCGGCAGUAACUGUCUUUGGUAUGAAGCUGUCAAGUUUAACAAUUAUGAGGCAGCUAGUUAGUGGGAAAAUGAGAGAUGGGCGUGUCAACAAACUUGUUGAAGUAAAAGGACUGGAACUCUACUGUACUACCUUCCAAAGUACUCAUGAGGUGAUGAGAGACUAUGCAGUGGAUUCUAACAGUAAGGGGAGAGAAUUGGAAGCAAAUGAUGACAAAUAUGUGUUGGUCCCACUAGAUGUAUCUUUGUCUCUUUCGGCAAUAGGUCCUCCAUAAAUUACUUCCUGAAAGAGCAGCUUUUUGUCCAACAUCACUUAACCAUCAACUGUACCUCAAUUCCAAUUACUCGGGAUUAGCUAUAUGAAUCGCUCUAUCUAUUUAAGGUGCAUUUUAUUUGUUAACAGCGUCCCUAAAAUGGCAGUUUUUCAUCUCCAAAAUGUAACUAUGAUGUAAGGCUGCUUCUGUUUUGAUGGAUAUCUUUUCAUCAACUUCUCCUCUUGUAUUUGAACUGGUAAAUGUGAGCGGUAGAAAUCCUUUGAAG